Perca fluviatilis (European perch) is the source of this 8572-nucleotide messenger RNA. Its product is annotated as membrane-associated phosphatidylinositol transfer protein 2-like. NCBI's taxonomy places the organism in Eukaryota, Metazoa, Chordata, Actinopteri, Perciformes, Percidae. The transcript is spliced from 27 exons. Bases 831 to 5246 code for a protein of 1471 amino acids. Gene Ontology annotation, molecular function: phosphatidylcholine binding; phosphatidylcholine intramembrane carrier activity; phosphatidylinositol binding. Gene Ontology annotation, biological process: phospholipid transport. Gene Ontology annotation, cellular component: cytoplasm. The record is from RefSeq and is a predicted model, not a curated record.
AGUAUUUUGUGUCGUGCCUGAAAGGACUGUGAAGUCUUGCAGCCGCUCAGACUUGAGGAGUGACAACUUAACGAUGGCGGGUGCUCUUUAUCUGUUUGCUCUAGUUCGCUCUUUCCGGUUCUGUGGACGGGGGCGACAGCAGCUGGGCUGAGCUCGCAGCCACACUUUCAAUUCCCUCGCUAGGACGAUCCCAACCACCAACUCCUGCGAGGGUAGCUUGGAUAUUCAAGGACAUUUUAACGUUACUAUAGCUACUUUGGCCUUUUCUGUCGAUUGAGGAAAUCCAGCGUGUGGUUCUCCGGCGCAAUGAUGUGGCCAGAUUUUGUAAACACGGGCAGAAACGGCGGUUAAUAUUCACUGUGCAACACUCCCGAGCUGAUGAUGUUUGUCUUCGUCUCAUCUUUACAUGCCGUACCCGCACCCCUUCCUCUGCUGAAGGGCCAAACACACGGCCACGUAAAGGACAUCAUUUGCUGACUUUCGAUGCGUUUUUAUCUCAAUUAUGGCAUCGUUUCCAGACCUCAAGUCGGCGGCUGUUUCGUGCUGAAAGAAAACCGUGUUACUGGUGAAAGUAGUGACCCCGAAAUCGCGGAGAAAAGGCCAGUGAACUUUGAUAUGCUGAGUGCUGGAUUGUGGCGAAGCCAGAGGUGCAACACUGAUGUGCAUCAGGUCCAGGAACCGUCAAUGCGGACUUCAGCUGGUGAUUUGACAAGUUACAUAUAGGAGCCCCCCCGAGUCUCUCCUGUCCCCUCUCCCUUCCCUCUGUCCCUCCCCCCUUCCCUUGUCAAUCUUCUCUCCGAUCCCCCUCUCCCCAUCCUCCAAGAUUCACCAUGCUUAUCAAGGAGUACCGCAUCCCCAUGCCCAUGAGUGUGGAGGAGUACCGCAUUGCCCAGCUCUAUAUGAUCCAGAAAAAGAGCAGAGAAGAGAGCUGUGGUGAAGGUAGUGGGGUGGAGAUUCUAGAGAACAAGCCCUACACAGAUGGACCGGGUGGGACGGGCCAGUACACCCACAAGGUUUACCAUAUUGGCAUGCACAUUCCCAGCUGGUUCCGCUCCAUCCUGCCCAAAGCAGCACUGAGGGUUGAAGAGGAGUCCUGGAACGCCUACCCUUACACCCGCACCAGAUACACCUGCCCAUUUGUUGAGAAGUUCUCCAUUGACAUUGAGACCUACUACAAAUCUGACACAGGCAAUCAAGAUGUCUUCAACAUGUCUGCAACAGAGAAGAGGCAGAGGACUAUUGACCCAAUCGACAUUGUGACAGAUCCCAUUCCCCCCCAUGAGUACAAAGCGGAGGAGGACACACGGCUCUACAAGUCAGCCAAGACCCAGAGGGGUCCUCUACAGGACGACUGGAUAGAAGAGUACAAAAAUAACCCAGGGAAGACCCCCAUCAUGUGUGCCUACAAACUCUGCAAGGUGGAAUUUCGUUACUGGGGCAUGCAGUCUAAGAUUGAACGCUUCAUCCAUGAUGUUGGACUGAGAAAGGUGAUGGUGCGUGCACACCGGCAGGCCUGGUGCUGGCAGGAUGAGUGGUACGGUCUGACCAUGGAGGACAUCCGGCAGCUGGAACUGGAAACCCAGCUGGCCCUGGCCACGAAGAUGGCCCAGUUCAGCCAGGCAGAGGAGGCCACAGAGGCCAACGGAGAUGCUCCGUCUCCGGACAAACACCAGGAGGUUAAAGAAGCGAUCAGCUCCAUUGAAACUGAGGAGGUGGUUGUUCACUCCGGAGGAGAGACUCUCCAGCCACGUGGUGUACUCACCAAGCAAUGGUCCACUUCAUCCCGAUCCUCCCGCUCAUCCAAGAGAGGAGUGAGCCCAUCACGUCACAGCAUCUCAGAGUGGAGGAUGCAGAGCAUAGCGCGAGACUCAGACGACAGCUCAGACGAGGAGUUCUUCGACGCUCAUGAGGAUUUCUCAGACGGCGAGGAGGUCUUCCAAAAGGAAAUUUCCAAGUGGAACUCCAACGACCUCAUAGACAAGAUUGAAUCUGCAGACACAGAGGAAACUCCUGGUGAGCUGUUCAAGGAAAUGACAGUGGAUUAUGAGAGAGCAACCAGUGAGGAAAGACUAGAUGAGAUGCGUGGCUCUGUUAGCGGCCAAGCCGAUAGCUCUCCCAUUCCCACCAUCACGGUAACAAGGCACCAGUCAGAGAGCUCGUCCCAGCAGUGUCUGCAGCCCUCCAAGAUCCAUGUGCUGAUCUUGGUUCUGCACGGAGGGAACAUCCUGGAUACAGGCGGAGGGGACCAGAACAGCAAGCAGGCCGACGUCAACACCAUUAGUACAGCUUUCGAAACAGUCAUGCGUGUUCACUACCCCACGGCGCUGGGACGCAUCGCCAUACGCUUGGUGCCCUGCCCUGCCAUCUGUGCCGAGGCCUUCUCCCUAGUUUCCAACCUGAGCCCAUACAGCUACGAUGAGGGUUGUCUGUCCAGCAGCCAGGACCACAUCCCUCUGGCAGCUCUCCCCCUCCUGGCCACCUCUGCUCCACAGUACCAGGAGGCCAUUGCCACUGUCGUUGUAAGAGCCAACCAGGUGUACACAGAGUUCAUAAAGUCUCUCAACGGGGCAGUCUUCUCUGGCCAGGUAUGCCUCAUUGGGGACUGUGUGGGAGGAAUCUUGGGAUUUGAUGCACUGUGCAGCAGCAACCAGACAGUUAAUGAAAGCCAGGACAGCAGUCGCAGGGGCAGUGUCGUCAGUGUACAGGACCAGGACCUCCUUUCUCCUGGAAUCAUUAUCAACAGCGGGCACGGGUCAGCCUCUCCGACUCUGGAGGGCAGCCGCCACCUCAGUCGCAGUAACAUUGACAUUCCUCGUGCCAGUUCAGGUGACGACACCAAGCGACAACUGCCACGCAAGAGAAGUGACUCCUCCACCUACGAGCUGGACACAAUAAAACAACACCAGGCCUUCCUCACCAGCUUACACGCCAGUGUUUUGCGGAACGACACAGUCUCACGCAGGUCGAGCAGCAGCGCUAUGCUGGAUGGAGGCUCCCUGGGAAAGUUUGACUUUGAGGUCUCCGACUUUUUCUUGUUUGGCUCUCCACUAGGCUUGGUACUCGCCUUGAGAAAGACUGUCAUUCCAAUGCUGGAUGUGGCCCAACUGCGGCCUGCCUGUCAGCAAGUCUACAACCUGUUCCACCCAGCCGAUCCCUCAGCCUCCCGCUUGGAGCCUCUAUUGGAGAGGAAGUUUCACCUCCUGCCUCCCUUCAACGUGCCCCGUUACCAACGCUUUCCCCUGGGAGACGGAAACUCUGCCCUACUUGUGGAGACAGUCCAGAGCAACGCUCAGCUGCUACUUGACAGCGGGCCUCCCCUGUCCCUUCGCUGUCAGGAGGCCAUCAGUGAGACCUGCAUCCCUGUGCCUGUGCUAAACUGGCCGGAGGGCUCCCUCAAAGCCACACCCGCCACUAUGGAGUCGGAUGUUGUUCAGUCUCAUGGUGGUGUCUUCAUGGACAGUUCGUACCCCUCAUCCCCCGUAACGGGCCCCCUCUCCCGGGGCCAGCGGAGGGCCAGUGAAGUCAGCAUUGCCAGCCAGGUCUCAGGAAUGGCAGACAGUUACACUGCCACCAACAUAGCCAACACCAAAUCACGCCAAAUUAACCAAUUCAAAAAGUUCUGCCUUUUGUCCCAACUCGCCCUUUCAUCACAAAACAAAUUCUUCCUGAAAAGUCCUCCUAAGUCCCGUAAGAAAGCGGAGGCUGGCAAGGCCACAGGAUCUCCUGAUGCAGAUCUAGUAGCAGAGCUGGACGGUGUGGCAGAGACUAGUGACCGUCUAAGUCCCACUGGCCAGCACGACAACUGCCAGUCACCUGGGCUGGAGCGUGCUAUAUCUGAUCUGGUCUCACUGGACUCCCAGGCUGAAGUGGACCAAGUUGCAGCACGUUGGUGGGGCACAAAGCGGCUGGACUUUGCCCUGUACUGCCCCGAUGCUCUCACCGCUUUCCCCACAGUGGCUUUACCGCACCUCUUCCACGCAUCAUACUGGGAGUCCACUGAUGUUGUGUCUUUUCUUCUGAGACAGGUCAUGAGGCAUGAAAACUCUAGCAUCCUGGAGCUCGAUGGGAAAGAAGUGACUGAAUUCACUCCCUCUAAACCUCGAGAGAAGUGGCUCCGCAAGAGGACCCUUGUGAAGAUCAGGAACGUGACUGCCAACCACCGCAUUAACGACGCGGUGUUCACAGAAGACUCCCAGCAGGUCGUGACAGGUCGCUUUAUGUACGGCCCUUUGGACAUGGUCACCUUGGCCGGGGAGAAGGUUGAUCUCCACAUCAUGACCCAGCCCCCAUCAGGAGAAUGGGUGUACUUCAACACACAAGUGACCAACAGUAGUGGCCGUGUGUCUUUUGCCAUCCCAGAGAAAAAACGUCUGGGCAUUGGAGUCUACCCAGUCAAAAUGGUUGUCAGGGGUGACCACACAUGUGCAGACAGCUACCUGACAGCUGUUCCACGUGGUACAGAGUUUGUUGUAUUCAGCAUCGACGGGUCAUUUGCGGCCAGUGUGUCAAUCAUGGGCAGUGAUCCCAAAGUGCGGGCAGGAGCCGUGGAUGUUGUCAGGCACUGGCAAGAUUUAGGCUAUAUGAUCAUCUAUGUGACAGGACGGCCAGACAUGCAGAAGCAGCGGGUAGUGGCUUGGUUAUCUCAGCACAACUUCCCUCAUGGCAUUGUCUCCUUCUGUGACGGUCUGGUCCACGACCCGCUCAGACACAAGGCCAACUUCCUCAAGUCCCUGACAGAGGUUCACAUGAAGAUUUUCGCUGGCUACGGAUCAACCAAAGACAUCUCAGUCUACACCUCCGUUGGCAUUCCUCCCUCCCAAAUAUAUAUCGUCGGGAGACCCUCCAAGAAGAUGCAGUGCCAGUUCAUCACAGAGGGCUAUGCAGCUCAUUUGUCCCAGCUGGAGUACAGCCACCGUUCUCGGCCAGCUAAGUCCAGCAGUGCACGCAUGGUGCUACGUAAAGGCAGCUUCGGCUUGGGUGCAAACAGCGACUUCCUAAGGAAGAGGAACCACCUGCUGCGCACCAUCUCAUCCCAACCGGCCCCCAGCUCCCCAACAGGCAGCAUCCACAACAGGCCAGAGCGCACACAGAGCCAAUCGGACGGCGAGAGGCUGGAGCGGGAUCGGCAGGAGUGCGCUCACAGCUACAGCCAGGGAGCAGCACAGCGCAGCAUGAGCAUCACAGCCAGCUGCUGGGGCCGCAGCAGCAGCACCAAGCUGGAACCAGGCGUUCUCAGCCCCAAAUGAGAUCAGGAAGACAGAGUACCUUCGGGAGAGUGAUGAAAAGCAUACAGUGCUGAGGAAGAGACCCAUGACAAAGAUAAAUGCAAAGAGUGAAAAACAGUUGGCUUGCACCAAAUGGGUAUAUACCACAAUGAAAACAAUAGGUGCUACAAACCACUCUUUAUAAACUAAUGCCAGUUACACUCUACACAUAUUUAUGAACAGAGGCUACGGCUAUAUUUAUUACACAACACACACAAAACUCAACAGGCAUUUCAAGGAGCAUCUUCCUGAAACAGAAACGUGCACACAAAUAGACAAAGCAUAUAUUGUAGGGAUCCAGACUGUUUCUACUGUUUAGUACAUAUUUAUCAUUCUUGAUUACAGGGUCAGUUUUCCUCCUACAGCGGGCUUUUAGAUUGGAAAUGGUUACACAUACAAGCACCCCAUUGCUGUAUACUUAAGUUAACAACACAAAGUGGUUAUAGACAGCCUGUAUCAGGUCCCAGUUUGGAUACUGUUCUGAUCCUGAGCUGUAACUGACACUGACACCACAAGCACAGCAGUUACGAUAGGAUUAAUGCUAUGUCCUUUUUUAUGUGAUAACCACAUAUGUUCACGUCUGGGAGCUGAGCGGAGAAUCAGGUAAAACUGGAUUGAAUGUGUUUCUUUUCUCAGUGUGACCAAACAAAUACACAGUCAUUUAGCCCAAAUGUAUCUUUUUCAGAUUUGUUUUUAGAAAAAAGCUUCAUUUAUCAACAUUAAACAACAACCACUGUUCUGUAAGCCAACAUGAACGGAUUUUUUCAUGAUCUACUACUUGUUGCAUAAACAAAGACACAAGCGAUGACUAAAUAAUGUUUUAGCAAACCAUACAGUCCAGUUUAGCUUGUUUUCUAGUCGUCCAUCAGACCAAAGAACCAUCCAAAUAUCACAUGAAGCAAACUGCGAAAUUACCCUUUAAUGAUGGUUGCAGCUUAAACUGUUCCUGGGAUUUUAUAGCGUUUCACCACAUCUCACCACACUGCGCUGCUGAACCUCCCUGAAUCAGUAAUGUUUGACUCGGCUAUAAGGAAAACUCCUACUACUGUACGGUUAAUGUGCCAAAGUAAACAGUAUCGAAUGAUAUGCUGUACAUGAACAGAGAGGAAAUGAUUAUGGUCUCCUUUGAAAAAAUGGAAUAGAUUGUGUAAGUAUGUAGUUGAAUGGUUUAACAAGGUUUGUACAUAAUUGUUACGUGACAGUGCAGAUCUGGUAUCUGGUCCACUGAAGACCAGUUUUAAGUGUCUUCUUCACUCUGGGGGUAGACACCACCUCGUUCUGGAUACAUUUUAAUGAUUGAUGAUGAUUAUUGUUAUUUAAGAUUAUAGAUACUUUAAAAUGUAUUGAUUUUGUGAACAAAAGGUGUUUUUAAUAUUACUUUAACUAUGUUGUGUUUUAGUUUUUUUCUUCCUCAAACUUCAGUUGCAGCAGCCAAAACUCAAAGAGGUCUUUGCCUGGCACAGUAUUGUAUUUUUAUUAUGUUAUCUUGCAGAUCACCAGAAUUGUAUCAACAGAACUGCUAUCUUGUGUCAUAUAUUGUAUGUUUAUUAUCUAUUUUGGAAAUUUGGGAUAUGGCUUCUCUCUGGUUAUCCCUAAGCUGUACAUUAGGCAUUGAAUGUGCUCAUAGAUAAUCGUCUUUAGGUUAAGGUCUCUUUUCUCUGUUCUGCUUUUGCGCCUUUAUAGGAAGAACAAACUGCAAAUUGUAAAUUUUGUACAAAAUGCUGUCAGAAGUAGGAGCACAGAGCUAAGUCUUAACUUUAUGCUGUUUGCCGUUUUUCCUGACAAGGUUACAACAUUUGUGAUUUAUUCAUUCAAAUGAUGUUUAUUUGUCCUUCUAAUAGGCAUUUAUAAAGCUGACUGCAACGGACCAAUAUGGGCUCAAAUGUAAGGGAAAUGUGCAAUAUUACUCAACUGCACCACAAGAUCAAACUGACUGUGCCGAGGAACACAGCACAGUGCAUUGACAAUCAGUUCAACAGGCACAUAUUCUACAGAUGUCAAAUUGCAGAGGGAAUCUGAACACAUCUUAGCACUCAACGAACGCACAGGGCACCCAUGCAACAUUUGUAGAGUCCAUUAAAAAAAAAGAGAUUUCUCACAAGUGCCACUGACCUGAUAAUGGUGUGAAAUAUUACUGCAGGUUUUUUCCUGUGGACAGACAUGUUCUGUCUUAACUUUGUUUUUGAGGUUCAGAUGAAGUCACUUAACAUUUAAAAGUGAUCCAGAAAUCAACACUCAGUUGCCCUUUUAUUAGGUACACUUACAGUAUGUAAAAAAAACAAAUGAAGUCCUGCAACAAAUCCUACCUUCAUUACAACAUUUUAAUGUGUUAACUGUUUUAGAGGGGAUCAAUUUAAUGGUCAUUUUAAAGGCUGUAGUUUGUGAUGCUGUUGAAUUGUAUUGUGUUAUACUGAGAGGUGUUUCUAAUAAUCUGUCCACCCCUUUUAUAUCAAUGAGGGGAGACCUAAUGCUAGAUAACUAAGUGUACAUCCCAAUGCAUAGGUACCGAUUACUUGCUUGACCAGGGCUGUUUCCAGCUAUCCUGGUGAAGAAAAGUGUAAUUACAAACUGUUUUACAAUCCCUCUGCAUUUUGACCAUUUUAGAGAUUUGGCUUGAAGCCAUAUAUAAAACUCUUUUGAAAGAUGCUGAUCGAAUGGCUGUUUGUACAUUGAUAGUAUUUGGAAAAAAGGAAGGGCAAUGCUAUAAAACAUGCAGCGUGGUUAUCUACUGAACCAUAUGUCUUUCCUCAGAGAUCUGAAUUGCCUGGAUAUCAAAAUCCAGAGAAUGUAAAGACGAAGCGGUGCAGUUAUCUGUGAAGUUUGGAUACCUCUGGGCAGACAAUCUCUUUGAUUCUGCUACUUACACACACAUUACCAGAGGCCUUACAUUUCCCUUUUCUGCCUUACAUUGGCCAUUGUGUUGUGAGGCUUAGAAUGAACACUGCUCACUCCCGAAUUGACUUAAUGGAAAAGGGUAGACUGUUUACUUUUUGGAAAUAGGAAAAGGCCAUAUUUUUUCUUAAAAGGCUUUGGCUUGUUUUCACUUAAAAGGAAAUGUACAAAGGAGAACUCGGUUUGACAUAUUUCACUAACAUUAGGCAAUCUGUCUUUCUGUCUCUGUUCCCCAGGUUAACAUGUUAACCACUGUUACAUCAACAGUUAGCGUUCAUAGGCUGUAUAUAUAUAUGCAACAUACCUUGGUAAAUAUUUUCAUUGUACAGGAUAUGUAUCUUGUAGGUUUUUGGAUAACUUAAUGUUAUCCAUUCCUUUGUGCUUUUAUGUACAGUGUAUAAAGAACAUAAAGAACA